Peromyscus eremicus (cactus mouse) is the source of this 13763-nucleotide messenger RNA. It is a transcript of the gene Apob, whose product is annotated as apolipoprotein B. The record is from RefSeq and is a predicted model, not a curated record. Gene Ontology annotation, cellular component: very-low-density lipoprotein particle; low-density lipoprotein particle; mature chylomicron. The coding region runs from base 1 to 13551 and encodes 4516 amino acids. The transcript is spliced from 29 exons. Gene Ontology annotation, biological process: cholesterol homeostasis; lipoprotein transport; triglyceride mobilization. Gene Ontology annotation, molecular function: low-density lipoprotein particle receptor binding; cholesterol transfer activity. Lineage: Eukaryota; Metazoa; Chordata; Mammalia; Rodentia; Cricetidae.
AUGGGCCCACGGAGGCCUGCACUGCGGCCGCCGCUGCUGCUCCUGUUCCUGCUACUCUUCCUGGACACCAGCGUCUGGGCUGAAGAUGAAGUCUUGGAAAACUUCAGCCUGAGCUGUCCAAAAGAUGCAACUCGGUUCAAGCACCUGCGAAAGUACGUGUAUAACUAUGAGGCCGAGAGUUCCAGCGGCGUCCGGGGCACGGCUGAUUCCAGAAGCGCUACCAAAAUCAACUGCAAGGUGGAGCUAGAGGUCCCACAACUCUGCCGUUUUGUCAUGAGGGCUAGCCAGUGUACCCUGAAAGAGGUCUAUGGCUUCAACCCUGAGGGCAAGGCCUUGAUGAAGAAAACCAAGAACUCGGAUGAGUUUGCAACUGCCAUGUCCAAGUUCGAGCUCAAGCUGGCCAUUUCUAAAGGGAAACAAGUUGUCCUUUAUCCUGACAAGGAUGAGCCUAAACACAUCCUGAACAUCAAGAGGGGCAUCAUUUCGGCCCUCCUAGUUCCUCCUGAGACAGAAGAGGACAAACAAGUGUUGUUCCUGGAUACUGUGUAUGGAAACUGCUCAACCCAGGUUACCGUGAGCUCAAGAAAGGGAACCGUGGCAACAGAAAUGUCCACAGACAGAAACCUGCAGCAGUGUGAUGGGUUCCAGCCCAUCAGCACGGCCGUCAGCCCUCUUGCCCUCAUCAAAGGCCUGGUCCACCCCUUGGCAACUCUGGUCAACAGCAGCCAAUCUUGCCAGUACACCCUGGACCCCAAGAGGAAGGAUGUGUCUCAAGUCAUUUGCAAUGAGCAACACCUUUUCCUUCCUUUCUCCUACAAGAAUAAAUAUGGGAUCAUGACACAUGUUACACAGACACUGAGUCUUGAAGACACACCUAACAUCAACAGUCGCUUCUUCAAUGAAGGUACCAAGCAGGUGGGUCUGGCCUUUGAGAGCACCAAGUCCACAUCACUCCCACAGCAAGCUGAGGCUGUUUUGAAUACCCUUCGAGAACUGGAAAGGCUGUCUGUCUCGGAGCAGAAUGCUCAGAGAGCAAAUCUCUUCAAUAAACUGGUGACUGAGCUGAGAGGCCUCGGCGAUGAAGCAAUCACAUCCCUCUUACCACAGCUGACUGGAGUGUCCAGCCCCAUCACUCUACAAGCCCUGGUUCAGUGUGGACAACCUCAGUGCUACACUCACAUCCUCCAGUGGCUGAAAACUGAGAAGGCUCACCCUCUCCUGGUUGACAUCGUUACCUACCUUUUGGCUCUGAUGCCAAAUCCUCCCAUACAGAGGCUGCGGGAGAUCUUUAACACUGCCAAGGAGCAGCAGAGCCGAGCCACCCUGUAUGCAUUGAGCCACGUGGUUAACAACUAUUACACUGUGGACCAUUCAAGUAGAGCUGAUCUGCAAGAUAUUGCCAAUUACCUGUUGAAAAAGAUUGACAACGAGUGCAUGUGGGAUGAAGACCACACCUACUUGAUUCUGAGGGUCAUUGGAAAUAUAGGCAGAACCAUGGAAAAGGUCAUGCCAGCACUCAAGUCCUCAGUCCUGAAUUGUGUGAGAAGUAAAAAAACAUCGCCACUGAUUCAGAAAGCUGCUAUCCAGGCUUUGAGGAAGAUGGAACUGGGAGAUGAGGCCCAAAGGAUCCUUUUUGAUACAUUUGUGGAUAGUGCCAUUCCUGUGGAGAACAGACUGGCUGCCUAUCUUUUGCUGAUGAAGGACCCUUCCUCAUCAGAUAUUAGCAGAAUUAUCCAACUUCUCCAAUGGGAACAGAGUGAGCAGGUGAAGAACUUUGUGGCAUCUCACAUUGCCAACAUCUUGAACUCAGAAGAACUGUAUGUCCAAGAUCUGAAGAAUUUGAUCAAAAAUGCUCUGGAGCACUCUCAACUUCCAACAAUCAUGGACUUCAGAAAAUUUUCCCGGAACUAUCAAAUUUCCAAAUCUGUUUCUCUCCCAUCAUUUGACCCAGUCUCAGCCAAAAUGGAAGGGAAUCUUAUAUUUGAUCCAAGCAGUUAUCUUCCCAAAGAAAGCAUGCUGAAAACAACCCUCACGAUCUUUGGACUUACUUCGAUUGAUCUCUUUGAGAUUGGUUUAGAAGGAAAGGGCUUUGAGCCGACACUGGAAGCUCUUUUUGGUAAGCAAGGAUUCUUCCCAGACAGUGUCAACAAGGCUUUGUAUUGGGUCAAUGGACAAGUUCCUGAUCGUGUCUCCAAGGUCUUAGUGGACCACUUUGGCUAUACCAAAGAUGACAAGUAUGAACAGGACAUGGUGAACGGAAUCAUGCCCAUGGUGGACAAGUUGAUCAAAGAUUUGAAAUCUAAGGAAAUCCCUGAAGCCAGAGCUUACCUCCGCAUCUUAGAAGAAGAACUUGGCUUUGUCAAGCUCCAAGACCUCCAAGUCCUGGCAAGGCUCUUUCUGAAUGGUGCACAAGCAUUGCGGGGAAUUCCCCAGAUGAUUGCACAGGCCAUCAGGGAUGGGUCAAAGAAUGACUUGUUUCUUCACUACAUCUUCAUGGACAAUGCCUUUGAGCUCCCAACUGGAGCGGGGUUACAGCUGCAAGUGUCCUCCUCUGGAGUCAUCACCCCCGGGACCAAGGCUGGAGUGAGAAUGGAAUUAGCCAACAUUCAGGCAGAGCUAGUGGCAAAGCCUUCUGUGUCCGUGGAGUUUGUGACAAAUAUGGGCAUCAUCAUCCCAGACUUUGCUAAGAGUGGCGUCCAGAUGAACACCAACUUCUUCCAUGAGUCAGGCCUGGAGGCUCGAGUGGCCCUGAAGGCCAGACAGCUGAAGGUCAUCAUUCCUGCUCCAAAGAGGCCAAUCAAGCUGUUCAGUGGCAGCAACACACUACACUUGGUCUCCACCACCAAAACAGAGAUGAUCCCUCCCCUGGUUGAGAACAGGCAGUCCUGGUCAACUUGCAAACCUUUCUUCACUGGCAUGAACUACUGUACCACAGGGGCUUACUCCAAUGCCAGCUCCACAGAGUCUGCUUCCUACUACCCCCUGACAGGGGACACAAGGUAUGAGCUGGAGCUGAAGCCCACGGGAGAGGUGGAGCAGUAUUCGGCCAGUGCAACCUAUGAAUUCCAAAAAGAGGACAAGGUGGACACACUGAAGUUCCUAGUUCAAGCAGAAGGAGUACAGCAGACCGAGGCUACGGCAGUCUUCAAGUACAAUCGGCGAAGCAGGACUUUAUCCAGCGAAGUCCUAAUCCCAGGGUUUGAUGUUGACUUUGGGACAAUCCUCAGAGUUAAUGAUGAAUCCGCUAAGGACAAAAACGCUUACAAACUCAUCCUGGACAUUCAGAACAAAAAGAUCACUGAGGUCUCUCUUGUGGGCCAUGUGAGUUAUGACAAAAGGGUAGAUGGCAAGAUCAAAGGUGUCAUUUCCAUACCACGUUUGCAAGCAGAAGCCAGGAGUGAGAUCCACACCCACUGGUCCCCCACCAAACUGCUCUUCCAAAUGGACUCCUCUGCUACAGCGUAUGGCUCAACAAUCUCCAAGAGAGUGGCAUGGCGUUAUGACAAUGAGAAAAUCGAAUUUGACUGGAACGCGGGAACCAACGUGGAUACCAAAAAAGUAGCCUCCAAUUUCCCUGUGGAUCUUUCCAGUUAUCCUAGAACCUUGCAUGAGUAUGCCAACGGUCUCCUGGAUCACAGAGUCCCUCAAACAGACAUGACUUUCCGGCACAUGGGUUCCAAAUUCAUUGUUGCAACAAACACAUGGCUUCAGAUGGCAUCCAGGGGUCUUCCUUACUCCCAGAUGUUACAGGAUCACCUCAAUGGCCUCUCGGAGUUGAACCCCCAGAAAAUGGGAUUGCCUGACUUCCACAUCCCAGACAACCUCUUUCUAAAGAGCGAUGGCCGGGUCAAAUAUACAUUGAACAAGAACAGCAUAAAACUGGACAUUCCUUUGCCGUUGGGUGGCAAGUCUUCAAAAGAUCUAAGGAUGCCAGAGAGUGUGAGAACACCAGCCCUCAACUUCAAGUCUGUGGGAUUCCAUCUGCCAUCUCAAACGUUCCAGGUCCCCGCUUUUACAAUCCCCAAGACACGUCAACUGCAAGUGCCUCUCUUGGGUGUUCUAGACCUUUCCACAAAUGUCUACAGCAACUUGUACAACUGGUCAGCCUCCUAUACUGGUGGCAACACCAGCAAAGACCACUUCAGCCUUCGGGCUCAGUACCGCAUGAAGGCUGAUUCUGCGGUUGACCUGUUUUCCUACAGCGUGCAAGGAUCUGGAGAAACAACAUAUGACAGCCAGAGUACGUUCACAUUGUCGUGUGAUGGGUCUCUACAUCACAAAUUUCUAGAUUCAAAAUUCAAAGUCAGUCAUGUAGAAAAAUUUGGAAACACCCCAGUCUCAAAAGGUUUGCUAACAUUUGAAGCAUCUAGUGCCUUGGGACCACAGAUGUCUGCUACUGUUCACCUGGACUCAAAAAAGAAGCAGCAUUUGUACGUCAAAGAAAUCAAGGUUGAUGGACAGUUCAGAGCAUCCUCAUUUUAUGCUCAAGGCAGAUAUGGCCUGUCUUGUGAGAGAGAUCCUACCACCGGCCAGCUGAGUGGGGAAUCCAACAUGAGGUUUAACUCCACCUACCUCCAGGGCACCAACCAGAUAGUGGGAGUGUACCAGGAUGGAACCUUCUCCCUCACCUCUACCUCCGAUCUGCAAGAUGGCAUAUUCAAGAACACCGCUUCCCUGAAAUAUGAAAACUAUGAGCUGACCCUGAAAUCUGACAGCAGUGGACAGUAUGAGAACUUCGCUGCUUCUAACAAGCUGGACAUGACAUUCUCUAAGCAAAGUGCAUCACUACGUUCUGAACAUCAGGCCAAUUACAAGUCCCUGAGGCUUGUCACCCUCCUUUCUGGAUCAGUCACUUCCCAGGGUAUGGAAUUAAAUGCUGACAUCUUGGGCACUGACCAAAUUAAUACCGGCGCUCACAAGGCAACACUAAAGAUUGCCCGGGAUGGACUGUCCACCAGUGCAACCAGCAACUUGAAGUACAGCCCCCUGCUGCUGGAGAAUGAGUUGAAUGCAGAGCUGGGUCUCUCUGGGGCAUCCAUGAAAUUAUCAGCAAACGGCCGCUUCAAGGAACACCACGCAAAAUUCAGUCUGGAUGGGAAGGCUGCCCUCACGGAGUUAUCGUUGGGAAGCAUUUACCAGGCCAUGAUUCUGGGUGCAGACAGCAAAAACAUCUUCAACUUCAAACUCACCCGAGAAGGCCUGAGGCUGUCCAAUGACAUGAUGGGUUCUUAUGCUGAAAUGAAACUCGAACAUGCACACAGUCUAAGCAUUGCAGGUCUCUCACUGGACGUCUCCUCAAAAAUGGACAACAUCUACAGUGCAGACAAGUUUUAUAAGCAGAAUUUUAACUUGCAGCUGCAGCCCUACUCUUUCGUAACUGCUGUAAGCAGUGACUUGAGAUACAACGCUCUAGAUGUGGCCAACAGUGGGAGGUUACGGCUGGAACCACUGACGCUCAAUGUGGGUGGCAACUUUAAAGGAACCUAUCAAAAUCAUGAGCUAAAACACAUCUAUACCAUCUCUUAUGCCGACCUAAUAGUAGCAAGUUACAGAGCGGACACUGUCGCCAAGGUUCAGGGCGUGGAAUUCAGCCAUCGGCUUAACGCAGACAUCAAUGGGCUGGCUUCCUCGGUGGAUGUCACCACCAACUAUAAUUCAGAUCCACUGCACUUUAACAAUGUUUUCCACUUGGUUUUGGCACCAUUCCACUUGGGCAUCGAUGCACACACGAGUGGAGAUGGGAAACUGGCUCUCUGGGGAGAACACACCGGACAGCUGUAUAAUAAGUUCGUGCUGAAAGCAGAACCUGUGGCACUCACUUUCUCUCAUGACUUCAAAGGAUCCACAAACCACGAUCUUGUGUACAAAAGCAGUAUCAGUACCGGUCUUGAACAUACAGUCAGUGCCCUGCUCACACCUGCGGAGCAGACAAGCAGCUGGAAAUUCAAGACCAGACUGAAUGACAAGGUAUACAGCCAGGACUUUGAAGCCUACAACACAAAAGACAAAAUCGGUGUCGAGCUUAGUGGACGGGCUGACCUCUCUGGGCUGUACUCACCAAUUAAAGUGCCGUUUUUCCACAGCGAGCCUGACAAUGUCCUUAAUGACUUAGAGAUAAAUGAUGCUGUGGACAAGCCCCAAGAAUUCACAAUUGUUGCUUUUGUGAAGUAUGAUAAGAACCAGGAUGUUCACACCAUCAGCCUCCCGUUCUUUAAAAGCCUGCCAGAGUAUUUGGAGAGAAAUCGAAGAGGAAUUAUAACUCUACUGGAAGCCAUGCAGGGAGAAUUGCAACGCAUCAAUAUUGAUGAGUUUGUGAGGAAGUACAAAGCAGCCCUGAGCAGACUUCCAUGGCAAAUCCAUGAUUAUCUGAAUGCAUCUGACUGGGAGAGACAAGUAACCAAUGCCAAGGAAAAAAUAACUGCUUUUAUGGAAAAUUAUAAAAUUACAGACAAGGAUGUACUAAUUGCAUUAGAUAGUGCCAAAAUCAACUUCAAUGAAAAACUUUCUCAACUUGAGACAUACGUGAUACAAUUUGAUCAGUAUAUUAGAGAUAAUUAUGAUCCACAGGAUUUUAAAAAAGCUGUUGCUCAGAUCAUUGAUCGAAUCAUUGAAACGUUAAAAAUUCUUGAUGAACAGUAUCAUAUCCGUGUAAAUCUAGAAAAAUCAAUCCAUAACCUGUAUUUAUUUGUUGAAAAUGUUGAUCUUAACAAAAUUGGCAGCAGUGCAGCCUCUUGGGUCCAAAAUGUGGAUACUAAAUAUCACAUCAGAAUCCAGAUCCAGGAGAAACUGCAGCAGCUCAGGACACAGAUUCAGACUAUAGACAUUCAACAGCUGGCUGCAGACUUGAAACAACAGGUUGAAGCCAUUGAUGUCACCAAGCAUUUAGAUCAAUUGAGAACUGCAAUUCUAUUCCAAAGAAUAAAUGACAUUAUUGAGCGUGUCGAAUACUUUGUUAGGAAUCUUAUUGAGGAUUUUAAAGUAACUGAGAAAAUCAAUACUUUUAGAGCUAUAGUCCAUGAGUUAAUUGAGAAAUAUGAAGUAGACCAGCAACUCCGGGUUUUAAUGGAUAAAUCAGUAGCAUUGGCCCACAGAUACAGCCUGAGUGAGGCUCUUCAGAAACUAAGCAAUGUGCUACAACAAAUUGAGAUAAGAGAUUACUAUGAGAAAUUUGUUGGGUUUAUUGAUGAUGCUGUCAAGUGGCUGAAAGCAUUGUCCUUCAAAAAUGUCAUCCAAGAACUAAAUAGAUAUCUUGACAUGUUGGUGAAGAUGUUAAAAGCAUUUGACUAUCACCAGUUCAUAGACGAAACCAACAGCAAAAUACGUGAGGUGACUCGGAGAAUCAAUGCUGAAAUCCAAGCUCUUGAACUUCCACAGAAAACUGAAGCAUUGAAACUGCUGGCAGGAGACUUCAAAGCCACGGUCUCCACCUACCUGGAAAGACUCAAGGACACCAAAGUAACCGUGUUUGUUGAUUGGCUGCAGGAUGCUUUGGUUCACAUAAAAGCCCAUUUCCAAGACACUCUAGAAGAUGUGCGAGACCGACUUUAUCAAAUGGACAUUCAGUGGGAACUCGAACACUUCUUAUCCCUGGUAAGCCAAGUGUACAAUACACUGAUCACCUAUAUUUCUGACUGGUGGAUUCUAACUGCUAAGAACAUUACAGAUUUUGCAGAGCAAUACUCUAUCCAAAACUGGGCUGAGAGUGUGAAAAGGCUGGUGGAACAAGGGUUCACUGUCCCCGAAAUCCGAACAUUUCUGGGGACCAUGCCUGCCUUUGAGGUCAGUCUCCGUGCUCUCCAAGAAGCUAACUUUCAGACUCCUGACUUCAUAGUCCCCCUGACAGAUUUGAGGAUCCCAUCAAUUCAGAUAAACUUCAAAACGUUGAAGAAUGUAAAGGUCCCAUCAAGAUUUUCUACCCCAGAAUUCACUCUCCUCAAUACCUUUCAUAUCCCCUCCUUUACAAUAGACUUGCUGGAAAUAAAAGCAAAGAUUAUCAGAACUAUUGACCAAAUGCUGAGCAGUGAGCUACAGUGGCCUCUUCCAGAAGUGUACCUGAGAGAUCUGGAGAUGGUGAACAUCCCUCUUACAAGACUCACUCUGCCAGACUUCCAUGUACCAGAAAUCACAGUUCCAGGAUUCACAAUCCCAAAUGUCAAUUUCAAAGAUUUUCAAGUUCCUGAUCUUCACAUACCAGAAUUCCAGCUCCCUCGCCUCUCACACACAAUUGAAAUACCUGCUUUUGGCAAACUUCAUGGCAUCCUGAAGAUCCAGUCUCCCCUCUUUACAUUAGAUGCCAAUGCCAACAUACAGAAUGUAACUACUUCACAGAACAGAGCAGAGAUUGUGGCUUCUGUCGCUGCUAUGGGAGAGUCCAAAUUUGAAGCUCUCAAUUUUGAUUUUGAAGCACAAGCUCAGUUCUUGGAGAUAAACCCUAAUCCUAACCCUCUGGUCCUAAAGGAAUCUAUGAACUUCUCCAGUAAGCAUGUGAGGAUGGAGCAUGAGGGUGAGAUAUUAUUUUCUGGAAAGGCCAUUGAGGGAAAAUCAGACACUGUUGCCAGUUUAUACACAGAGAAAAAUACAGUGGAGUUUAAUAACAGUAUGAUUGUCAAGAUAAACAAUCAGCUCACCCUUGACAGUCACACAAAGUACUUUCACAAGUUGAGUAUCCCCAGGCUGGACUUCUCCAGUAAGGCUUCCUUUAACAAUGAAAUCAAGACACUAUUGGGAGCUGGACAUGUGGCAUGGACUUCUUCAGGGACAGGGUCAUGGAAUUGGGCCUGUCCCAACUUCUCAGAUGAGGGCAUACAUUCAUCCAAAAUUAGCUUCACUGUAGAAGGACCCAUUGCUUCUUUUGGACUGUCUAAUAACAUAAAUGGCAAGCACCUGAGGGUCAUCCAAAAACUGGCAUAUGAAUCUGGCUUCCUCAACUAUUCUAAGUUUUCAGUUGAGUCGAAAGUUGAAUCUCAGCACGUGGGCUCCAGCAUUCUAACUGGCAAGGGAACAGUACUGCUCAGAGACGCAAAGGCAGAAAUGACUGGGGAGCACAAUGCUGACUUACAUGGAAAAGUUAUUGGGACUUUGAAAAAUUCUCUUUUCUUUUCGGCACACCCGUUUACAAUUACUGCAUCCACAAAUAAUGAAGGGAAUUUGAAAGUUAGUUUUCCACUAAAGUUGACUGGGAAAAUAGACUUCCUGAAUAACUAUGCACUAUUUCUGAGCCCUCAUGCCCAGCAAGCAAGCUGGCAAGCGGGUGCUAGAUUCAAUCAGUACAAAUACAAUCAAAAUUUUUCUGCUAUUAACAAUGAACACAACAUGGAAGCCCGUGUAGGGAUGAAUGGAGAUGCCAACUUGGAUUUCUUAACUAUACCUUUAACAAUUCCUGAAAUUACUCUACCUUAUAUAGGGCUCACAACUCCCUUACUGAAGGAUUUCUCCAUAUGGGAAGAAACAGGCUUGAAAGAAUUUUUGAAGACAACAAAGCAAUCAUUUGAUUUAAGUGUAAAGGCUCAAUAUAAAAAGAACAGAGACAGGCAUGCCUUUAUGAUUCCUCUGAGCACUUUUUAUGAGUUUAUUCUCAACAAAGUCAACUCCUGGGACAGGAAAUUUGAGAAAGUCAGAGACAGUGCAUUAGAUUUUCUUACCACAUCCUAUAAUGAAGCAAAAAUUAAAUUUGAUGAGUACAAAACAGAAAAUUCCCUCGUUCAGCCCCCCAGGACCUUCCAAAGUCAUGGGUACACUAUCCCAUUUGUCAACAUUGAAGUGUCUCCAUUUGCUGUAGAGACAAUGGCCUCCAGCCAUGUGAUACCCAAAGCAAUAAGCACCCCAAGUGUCACAAUUCCAGGACCUAAUGUCAUCGUGCCUUCAUACAGGUUAGUGCUGCCAUCCCUGGAGCUGCCGGUACUUCAUGUCCCUAGGAAUCUACUCAAGUUUUCCCUCCCAGAUUUCAAGGAAUUGAGCCCUAUUGACAAUAUUUAUAUUCCAGCCCUGGGCAAUUUUACCUAUGACUUUUCUUUCAAAUCAAGUGUCAUCACGCUGAAUGCCAAUGCUGGACUUUAUAACCAGUCAGACAUUGUUGCUCGUUUCCUCUCUUCCUCUUCGUUUGUCACGGAUGCCCUGCAGUACAAAUUGGAGGGCACUUCACGUCUGACGCAGAAAAGAGGACUGGCCAUAGCUGUCUCUCUCGCUAACAAAUAUGUAAAAGGCAAUCACGACAGCACCCUUAGCUUAACCAAGAAAAACAUAGAAGCAUCCGUGAAAACAACCGCAAGCCUCCAUGUUCCCAUUUUAACAAUGAACUUCAAGCAGGAACUUAACGGCAAUGCCAAGUCAAAGCCUACUCUCUCAUCAUCCAUUGAACUAAACUACGACUUCAACUCCUCAAAGCUGCACUCCGCUGCUAAGGGGGGUAUCGACCACAAGUUCAGCUUGGAAAGUCUCACUUCCUACUUUUCCAUUGAGUCAUCCACCAAAGGAAAUAUCAAAGGUUCUGUCCUUUCGCAGGAAUAUUCAGGAAGUGUUGCCAGCGAGGCCAACACAUACCUGAAUUCCAAGGGUACUCGGUCUUCAGUAAGGCUACAAGGAGCUUCUGUAGUUGAUGGUAUCUGGAACAUUGAAGUAGGAGAAAAUCUUGCUGGGGAAGCCACUCUCCGACGCAUCUACACCACAUGGGAACACAGUGUUAAAAACCACUUGCAGGUAGACAGCUUCUUUGUCACAAAAGGAAAGCAAACGUGCAGAGCCACCCUGGAGCUCUCCCCAUGGACAAUGUCAACCCUUCUACAGGUUCAUGUGAGUCAACCCAGUUCCUUUCUUGAUCUCCAUCACUUUGACCAGGAAGUGACCCUGAAAGCCAAUACUAAGAACCAGAAAGUCAUCUGGAAAAGUGAAGCCCAGAUUCAUUCACAGGUCCUUCAGCACAAUGUGCAGUUCUCCAAUGACCAACAAGAGGUACGCCUUGAUAUUGCAGGAUCCACAGAAGGACAAACCAUCUUUCUACCAGUAUAUGGCAAGAGCUUGCAGGAACUCCUACAAAUGGAUGGAAAGAGACCGUAUCUUCAGGCUUCAACAUCCCUUGUGUAUACCAAAAACCCCAAUGGCUAUCUCUUCUCACUCCCUGUGCAAGAACUGGCUGAUAGAUUUAUUAUACCAGGGCUGAAAUUAAAUGACUUCAGUGGAAUAAAAAUCUAUAAGAAAUUAAGUACCUCACCAUUUACCCUCAACCUAACAAUGCUCCCCAAGGUAAAUUUCCCUGGGAUUGAUGUGUUAACACAAUACUCUAAACCGGAGGAGGACUCCUCUGUUCCUGCUUUUGAGGUAACUAUACCUGAAGCUCAGUUCCUUGUGUCCCAGUUCACACUUCCAAAGAGCUUUCCAGUUGGCAAUGCUGGCUUGCGUCUGAAUGAGAUAGCCAACAUGAUUGCAGGUGUGGAUCUGCCUAGCAUCACCCUGCCUGAGCAAACCGUUGAGAUCCCAUCCGUCAAGUUCUCUGUACCUGCAGGAAUUUUUAUUCCUUUCUUUGGAGCACUGACUGCACAUGUUGGGGUGGCCUCUCCUGUGUACAAUGUCACUUGGAGUGCUGGUUUGAAAAACAAAGCAGAUCAUGUUGAAACCUCCCUGGAUUCCACGUGCAGUUCAAUCUGGCAGUUUCUCGAGUAUGAGCUAAAAGUUGUGGGAACACACAAAAUUGAAGAUCAUAUGUUCAUCUGUAAGAACAAAGGAACACUUCAACACCGUGACUUCAAUGUGGAGUACAAGGAUGACGGUGUAUAUAAAGGACUUUGGGUCUGGCAGGGAGAAGCUCACCUUGACAUCACCAGUCCAGUAUUGACUGAGCUCCAUCUGCACUACAAAGAAGAUGAGAAAAGUCUGUCUGCCUCAGCAGCCUCCCCAGCCAUAGGCACUGUGGGUCUGGAGUCAAGCAGAGAUGACCAGAGUGUGGAGCUGAAUGUCUACUUCCUCCCUCAGUCCCCUCGAGACAGAAAACUCAGCCUAUUCAAAACUGAGUGGAGGUUCAAGAAGUCUGAGGAUGGAAAGCACAUCAAAAUUAACUGGGAAGAAGAGGCAGCUUCCAGAUUGCUGGGCUCCCUAAAAAGCAAUGUGCCCAAGGCUACAGAGGCUAUCUAUGAUUAUGUCAAUAAGUACUACCUGGGAAAUGCUUCUUCAGAGCUAAGGAGGAGUCUGCAGAACAAUGCUGAAAGUGCUAGAAAGAAGAUUUAUAAAAUGAACAUGGAUUUCCAGAAGGCAGCCCAUGAUGCCUUCCAGGAGUGGAAAGGCAAGACCCAGCAUCUGUAUGAGGAAAUGUUGGCUCAAGAGGGCCAAAGCAUCCCUGAGAGACUCCAGGACAUGGUGGUAGGCAGCCUGGUAUAUAUUACUCACAAGUACCACAUGACAGUCACAUUUCUCACCGACUCAUUCAUUCAUUUCCUGAAAAACAAUACAUUCCAGCUCCCAGGUAAUGGCGGAAUAUAUACUAUCGAUGAACUCUGCACGAUGGUUAUGAGGGAAACGUUGAAGUCACUGUCUCAGCUAUAUUCGAGUAUCUAUGGCAGUUUAGAAAAACUGCUUUCCUAUGUCCAAGACCUAGUUGAGAAAUUGGGCUUAAUCAAUGACCUAGAAUUUAAAUUUCCUUUUAUUUCAAAAGCCAGGAAUCUACCAGAUGUGAUUCUGGAGUACAGGAAGCUCUUAGACAUUUUAUCAGAUUUAAUCCAAGAGUACUCUAAAGCCCUCCAGAAUACUAACUUCACAGAAAUACUAAGUGAUCUUCAGAUCAUUUUGGAGAGAACUUUAGAUAUCACAGAAGAAAAAAUUCAAUGCCUAAACAACAAAGGGUCUGCUUGCUUCACUGAUUAUAUCAAUACGAUCUUCAAAAUACAUAUCCCAAAUGCUUUCAAAUUCCUAAGAGAAGACCUAUAUCCUAUCUUCAGUGAUUUCAAUGACUCUGUUCAAAGCAUACUUCAGGAGGGGUCUUACAAACUACAGCAGGUCCAUCAGUACAUAAAGGCUCUUCGUGAAGAGUAUUUUGAUCCAAGCAUAGUUGGCUGGACAGUAAAAUAUUAUGAAGUAGAAGAAAAGGUGGUUGACCUAAUCAAGUCCCUCUUAGUUAUCCUGAGGGAUUUCUACUCUGAACACAGUGCCAGGGCUGUUGAUUUUUCUUCUAAAAUCACUAAUCAAGUUGAGCAAUUCAUGACCAGGGAUAUCCAAGAAUGUCUUAGCAUCUUUGCUGAUAUAAAUGGAAAGGGGAAGGAGAAGAUUGCAGAGCUUUCUAUUAUGGCAAAGGAAACAAUUAAAAGCUGGCUCACUGCAAUGAAGGGAACCAUUUCUGAGUACCACCAGCAGCUCAGUUCCAAACUGCAGGAUUUUUCUGACCAAUUCUCUGAUUACUAUGAAAAAUUCAUUGCCGAGUCCACAAGAUUGAUUGAUCUGUCCAUUCAAAGCUACCACGAGUUUCUAAGAUACAUCACCGAGUUGCUGAAAGAGCUGCAGGUGGCCACAGCCAAUAAUGUGAGCCCCUACAUUAAGCUUGCCCCAGGAGAACUGAUUAUCACUUUCUGAUUCAUUUAUUCAUCUAUUCCAAUUAAACUUUCACAUAGUAGGAGACUUGACAUACUACUAUAAAAACCAUCCAACUGAGCCAGCCCUGCAGCCGACAGUAAGAGGCACGUGUGAACUAGGCCUACAACCAAGCUGGCAUAAGAACCAAGAACUCAGGAAGACACAUUUUUUACAAGUUAGAGAAAAAUCAAGAUCUGAGUUAUUUUGUUAAA